AGUGAGAGGCAGAGCACAAACAGGUGGAUCUCGAUCAGGUAAAGCUGCACCUUCUGUGCACUACCGACCUGAUGGCUAAACUUCACUCUAGCAUACUCUACGCUUAGGACAGAUCUUUGAACAGAACCAGGAUUUUCACAGAAUAAGCCAUUCUUGGGGAUGAUCACACACCAGGAGGCAUGAAGGCGCCACGCACUCUAAGCUGCCCUCUAAUUUAGGAUCCUUUUACCUGGACUGAUGAGCUUCACUGCUGUGCUGAAAGUGUACCAGCUUGUGCACAGUUAGCACUAACUCCAGAGGAGGAUGACAUCUCUGCUCAACAGACUCUCACUGGGUCUCCUUGUGCUCCAGGUCUUAGUGACGGGAAUACAGGGAGAGCCAGAGGUCAUUCCAUCAAAACAUCUCCUACAGUCGUUGGAGGAGGCUGAGACGGUCCUGCCCUGCCUCUACCAGCCGAGCACAGACAAAGUGGUGCAGGUCACCUGGUAUAAGGUCAGCCCUGCUAAGCCUAAGGAGCAGAUAAUCGUUGCAAACAAUGCCGAUGGCCAUUUGGCGUUCGGGACGUGGAGCGGCCGUGUGCGCUUUAAAAGCAGUGAACCCACAGUGGACUCGACUCUGGUUAUAAUCAGCACAAAGGUCUCGGAUGAGGGCGUCUACAUUUGUCACAUCAGUACCUUCCCAUCUGGCAACUUUGAAAGAGAGAUAUCUCUCACCGUGUGGACUACUCCCAUUACCUCCUUGGAUGCUGUGGUUGUAAAGGAGGGUGAGCCCUACAAACUGGUGGCCUCCUGUCGCUCUGUAGCACGCCCACCUCCUCAGCUCUCCUGGGACACCGAGCUGAAUGGUCAGUCUAUCAAUCGGACCUCAGACAAUGGUGCUGUCAACACACACUACUUUCUGCACCCUCUGAGGAGUAUGAAUGGAAAGAGGCUGGACUGCCUGGUGUGGCAUCCAGUUUUCCAAACCCCACGGAGGCUCAAGAACCUUCUGGUGGUGCACUUUCCUCCACAUGCUGAAGUGUCUGGCUUCAAUGAAGAUUGGCAUGUUGGUAUGGAGAAUACUGCCCUGAGGUGCAUACAUGGAGGAAAUCCUGAACCAACCCUCACUUGGACCAGAUUAGGUGGAGUCCUGCCUAAAGGUGCAGUUCCCCACACUGAUGGAAGACUUGUCUUUGAACAACCCCUAAACUCCUCAGACGCUGGCACCUAUCAGUGCGCGGUAAAGAACACAGAGGGUGAAGCCAAGGCGAAGGUGCAGAUAACUUUAGGAGAGUCUCCUGAUCCCAGGAACAACCCUAAUAACAUGAUGAUGGUCCUCGUGGGGGCCGUGGGUGGUGGAGUGCUGAUAAUUAUGCUCAUUGUUGUCAUCAUACUCAUUUGUCACCACAGACGCAAGAACAAGAAAUUGAAAAAGGAGCUGACUUUGAAAAAGGAGGAAAUAAACACUCUAUCCAGACAAGCUUCGUUUAGGAGAGUGAACUCUGUCAGCAUUGAUACCAGAGAGGUGCUACUAAUUGAGGAAAGCAUCCCUCUCAGGGUGGAGGGAACCCUGAGGAACAGCCUGUCUUCCCUCAAGGAGCAAGCCCGUUGUCGUGACAGCAGAUCAACUGUCUCAGGUGGGCGUGGAGGUCCUGCAUAUGACUCUCUGGGCAGACCGUCCAUCUGCAACACCUCCCGGAGGGGGAGGGACAGGAAUAUGGAUCAGGACGACGAAACCUGGCGUAGAGUAGAGCAGUAUGUGAGAAACAACAGCAUGUCCUUGGACACUCAUUUGCUUCCACCGCUCACGAAGACACCACUUCCUGUGGCACGCUCAACUGAGGUUAUAAGGCAGAUGAACGGCAAUGCCGUCAUCCAAACACAUGGGGGUUCAUAUCCAGGGAAUGCCAUCAAGAGCAACCAGCACCCCCUUGUGAGCUGCACCUACCCACAUGUUACAUAUGACGAGGAUGAGAUUGACGAAGGUCUGGGGGGUCCUGCCAGUCAGGAGCAUCCUGAUGAUCAGGACAGUGAGGCCUCCAGCUCGAACUUCUCAAAGAACAGGAUAAGCCCUCAGUCUCACAAUCCCCACACUUCCUGCGUCCACAAGGCCCAGAUAGUUUAGCAGGUGGCUGUGGGACAUCAGGUGAAACUACAGAAGUGGACAGCUGUGCUUUUUGACAUUUCUAAGUCACCCAGAAAAACAUCUUUUACUUUCUGCUCAGGAUGGAAACAGACUUCACUUAAGAAGAUAAAAAUACAGCACCCCUGAUUUCUACAUGUGGUUUGGAGAUCAGGCACAUUACAAACAGACGGAAACAUUACUAAAUUCCCAUUUGUUGCAGCUGCCGCGACUUUUGUAAUGACCUGUUAUUUUAACUGGCUUCAGCUGACAGGUGAACACAGCUGAGAAACCUUGGGCGUAUACACCUGAAUCAUCUCAUUCCAGUGGAAACCAGGAAACGCGGGAGGAGCAACAAAAAAAAAAGAGCUGUGGGAAAGUAUGUAAAGACUCGAUUGCAACAUCACCACAGCGAGGACGUAUUGUUGAGCAGGUGGUAUUCAAUGGAAGAGUAACUGUGCAUGUGUCAAGUUUGCUUACACACAACCGUUUGGGACCUGAUCCAGAACUUUUGCGUCUCUGACUAUGCCUGAAACAUGCAUACCUCUGUAUUGUCUUCGAGUCUCUCUGUCUUCUCCUCAGGCAUUUAAACAGGAACAUUUUUUUCUACUAUAAUCUUCUGUGGAUACGGACAGAUUUAUGUGCAUAAGACAUUCUUUUAUUGAAAUUACAUUUUUAUUCCAAACGUUUCUACAUGCAAGUUUGGAUGUGUCCCAUAUCCUUACAAACGUAAAAUCUCUCUACAUUAUGCUUUUUCAUUCAAGGAUACUGUGAAUAGAAGUUCAGUAUUCCCAACUUCUACAUGUUUUUAAUGAAAGUUCAAAUUGUACAUACUGAAAGCAUAAAAGCACACAAAACACAGUCAGCCAGGUCAAAUUGCUCCUUUGCCAGUUCCUAACCUAAUUUCUACCCACACAUUGCCUUUUGUUUACAUCCCUUGGAGUAUAAAGUCAUAAACAUGCUUGAAUCGCACUUAUAAUUUAAUUCAGUUAUCAGCUGUCAAAGCGGGUAACGUCCCCCUGGUGGGUACUAAUUGACGCUUGGUACUGGAAAAAACAGUGGGCAUUAAAUAGCCAAAACUACAGCACAAUACUGAGAAAGGAUCAGUGCCCAAUAAAGUAUGGAACAUCGAUGCUGAGUUGCCUAUUGCAUGUAUAUGGAGGUAUACUCUGGACAAAAGCUGGAAAGGCUUGAAACUGAAUAUAAACAUGGACAUUUCCAUCUACAAACUGUUCAUACUUGAGAAUUAUUUGCCACUGUGGAUAUUUCAGUACCAGCAACAGAAGAAAGAUGUGAUGUUGUCUAUGACAUUUUGAUACUAUGGCAGAACCAAGCAUGUAUUUCUCUUUUUUAUUAUCUGUGGACUGUUGGUUUUGUUAUUGGCUUCCGAUAUAUUUUAAGUACUGUUGGGUUCUGUUACUACCCUCAUAGGGGUGUGCCAAAGGGAAUAUAAAAUGUGUUUUGCCUUUUUGUUUUUGGAAUUAAAGGUAUUAUUUUGUUCCAUGUUACACAACCUUCCUGCUGCAGAUAUGGCUGUUUCCAAGGCAGUAAUCAGAUACUCCCUGGUUUGAAAUCUUUUGGUAGAAUGUUUGAGCAGUUUGUGACAAACAAAGGGGCCUCAAAGGCGUGAGCCGUUGAACGGCUUGCAAUUGAUUCAUUGAGGAAAAGCUCCCCCUGCUGUGCACAGCUUGGAAUUGCAGGUGGCUUGUAAAGUUCACUGAACUAUGGAUUAUUUUUUAUUCCAAAUAUCCUUGUGAUCCAGAUGAUGUCUGGAUUUUCAUUUUCCCCCUGGAGGGUUGUAUGGGGAUUAAGCAUAAGUAUGGGAAGGUAAAAUUCAAUGUGCAUGGUCACAGCCAAUUACCCAAGGGAUUUUUUUUAUACUUUGUACAUUUGAAACACUUCAUUGAAGGUCAAAGUUCAAAUAAAUUCUCUAUCAACAUAUA
Molecule: messenger RNA, 4043 nt
Organism: Girardinichthys multiradiatus
Lineage: Eukaryota; Metazoa; Chordata; Actinopteri; Cyprinodontiformes; Goodeidae
Gene: nectin4a
Product: nectin cell adhesion molecule 4a
Exons: 11
Coding region: 304-2103 (599 amino acids)
Biological process (GO): heterophilic cell-cell adhesion; homophilic cell-cell adhesion
Cellular component (GO): adherens junction
Source: RefSeq, a predicted model, not a curated record